Molecule: messenger RNA, 2477 nt
Organism: Lynx canadensis (Canada lynx)
Lineage: Eukaryota; Metazoa; Chordata; Mammalia; Carnivora; Felidae
Gene: HOXC6
Product: homeobox C6
Exons: 2
Coding region: 904-1611 (235 amino acids)
Biological process (GO): regulation of transcription by RNA polymerase II; anterior/posterior pattern specification
Cellular component (GO): nucleus
Molecular function (GO): DNA-binding transcription factor activity, RNA polymerase II-specific; RNA polymerase II cis-regulatory region sequence-specific DNA binding
Source: RefSeq, a predicted model, not a curated record
UUACUCCUUUCUGUCUUUUUCUAUUGUAUUUUCAUACAUUUUCCCCUUUUCUACCAAAAUGCUGCAGCAGCUUCCCCCCAAAAAGGGGGUUCUGAGAGGCAGAAGGAGGCUAAAAGGAAGAGGAAGCGGAUGCAUGGCCCUUUUGCCCACUUUAGCUCGCCACUGUACCCUGAAGUCUCAUCCUUACCCCCUUUAGACUUACUUACUCCCUACAUCCCCCUUACACCUAAGCCUACCAGCCACACUCUCCUUCCUCUGAGCGCCACGUUUUAUGCAGUUUCUUUCUACUUUUGAUUUUUUUUUUUUAAUUACUGGGGUGGGGGAAUCCUGGCUUAGUGAUGAGGACUCACUCCAUGGAGGGUCAAACCAGGAUUUCCUGCAGGAUUUCUGGGGAUUCCCCCCCCUGAGCUGGGAAGGGGCUCUUCCCAUGGAGAAAUCAGGGUGUAAUUUUAGAAGGGGGAAGAUAUAAACGAUGAAAUCGGAUCGAAAAUAGAGGGAUUUCUCCAGCCCUGGCUCUAGCCACAGCACAGUAAAGUUAGCUGGAGCUUAGAGAUUUCCUAGCAGUGUAGCCCCUCUUUCCUGGGCCCCAAGGCCCUGCUAAUGCAUAUUCACCCUUCUCUCACCUCCAAAUCAGUUCCCUAACAUAUAUAUUUUUAAAAGAAAUCCAAGUCUUACUUUCAAAGCACACACUUAGUCUCAACUAGGGAAUCAACAGAAGCAGAAGCGAUUUUUUUCCCCCUUCUUGACAUCUGGCUUGCGAUUGGCUAGAAGGGGGUCAGCUGACUUUGUCAUUUUGUCUGUCCUGGAUUGGAGCCGUCCCUAUAACCAUCUAGUUCCGAGUACAAACUGGAGACAGAAAUAAAUAUUAAAGAAAUCAUAGCCCGACCAGGUAAAGGCAAAGGGAUGAAUUCCUACUUCACUAACCCUUCCUUAUCCUGCCACCUCGCCGGGGGCCAGGACGUCCUCCCCAACGUCGCCCUCAAUUCCACCGCCUAUGAUCCAGUGAGGCAUUUCUCGACCUAUGGAGCAGCCGUUGCCCAGAACCGGAUCUACUCGACUCCCUUUUAUUCGCCACAGGAGAAUGUCGUGUUCAGUUCCAGCCGGGGGCCGUAUGACUAUGGAUCUAAUUCCUUUUACCAGGAGAAAGACAUGCUCUCAAACUGCAGACAAAACACCUUAGGACAUAACACACAGACCUCAAUCGCUCAGGAUUUUAGUUCUGAGCAGGGCAGGACUGCGCCCCAGGACCAGAAAGCCAGUAUCCAGAUUUACCCCUGGAUGCAGCGAAUGAAUUCGCACAGUGGGGUCGGCUAUGGAGCGGACCGGAGGCGCGGUCGCCAGAUCUACUCGCGGUACCAGACCCUGGAACUGGAGAAGGAAUUUCACUUCAAUCGCUACCUAACGCGGCGCCGGCGCAUCGAGAUCGCCAACGCGCUCUGCCUGACCGAGCGACAGAUCAAAAUCUGGUUCCAGAACCGCCGGAUGAAGUGGAAAAAAGAAUCUAAUCUCACGUCCACGCUCUCAGGGGGCGGCGGAGGGGCCGCGGCCGACAGCCUGGGCGGAAAAGAGGAAAAGCGGGAAGAGACAGAGGAGGAGAAGCAGAAAGAGUGACCAGAACUGUCCCUGCCACCCCUCUCUCUCCUUCUCCCUUGCUCCCCCCCAAUUCCCUCCUAAUCACACCCUCUAUAUUUAUCACUGGCACAAUUGAUGCGUUUUGACUCCCUAAAACAAAAUUAGGGAGUCAAAUAUGGACCUGAAAGUCAACUCUGGACCCCUCCCUCACCGCACAAACUCUCUUCCACCACGCGCCUCCUCCUCCUGCUCCCUCGCUAGCUCCUUUCUCGGCUCCUCUGCAGGCCCCUUCCCCCGCCCAGGCCUUGGGGGCUCCGUCCCUGAACCUCGCUUCAGCUCCACAGAUCUCCUUCCAAAUGAGGACUUGGCCUCCCACCCCCUCGGCGCCCCCACCCCCGCCCCUGCGCGGAGAGCUGGCUCCCGGGCCGGGGCCUCCGCUCCGGGGCCUCAGGGCCCGGCCUGGCAGCCGGGGAGGGCGGGAGGCCCAAGGAGAGCGCGUCGUGGCCCCACAGCAACCCCCAGGGCCUCCCCGCAGCCCCUGCCCGGCCCCUCUGCCCCAGCAAAUGCCCAGCCCAGGCAAAUUGUAUUUAAAGAAUCCUGGGGGUCAUUAUGGCAUAUUACAAACUGUGACCGUUUCUGUGUGAAUAUUUUUAGCUGUAUUUGUGGUCUCUGUAUUUAUAUUUAUGUUUAGCACCGUCCGUGUUUCAAUCCCAUCUUAAAAGGGGAAAAAAAAGAGGGAAAAUUACAAAAAGAGAGAAAAAAAAAGUGAAUGACGUUUGUUUAGCCAGUAGGAGAAAACAAAAUAAAUUAAAAAAAAUCCCCCUCGUGUUACCCUCCUGUAUAAAUCCGACCUCUGGAUCCGUUCUCGAAUAUUUAAUAAAACUGAUAUUAUUUUUAAAAGUUUA